AUGUCCCUUCCUGAUAUUCUUUUUAUCAAUGAUCUAAACGGCCUAUCCUCCAAUGCAUCUGUCAGUGCUGUCAAAGCAUGUCAUAAACUGCUAGAACUAGAGUAGGUCCAGCAAACCUAAUGUCACGUAAAUAACACAGAAUUUUAUUGUAAACAAAAAUCACAAAUAGUAAUUGCCAAUUCCUGAUUAAUAAUGACGAGUAAGAAAGGGGCGACAUUGAGAAUUGAAAAUGAGAUUGAUAAAUAUCGAGGUGAGGGUAACUGGAAAAAGGUUAUAGAACUCGCUGAUAAUUUGAGAGAAUUGUACCCCAGUAAUGAAUAUCUGGCAAAUUUCCUCAGUGGUGAGGGCAAGUUGGAGAGCUUUCUGGAGCAAACCCCUCCGAUUGAUGGUAAUAUUUCCAAAGCCAAGUCUGGACUUGCUGAUGCUAAAAGAUGUCUACUUGCAGCAGCAAAUGAACGUGAUAAGCAGGCAGUUGUUGUUCUUGACGCUCAUCUGCUGCUUGGAAAACUCCAUUACGCAAUGGGACUCUACGAGGAGGCUCUCCACCACUACCAGCAGGCUGAGCUCCAUACAUUGACUGAAAAACAACUACCCAGUAGGAGUUUACGAAUUGUUGCUGAAUCAUAUGCAAUUAAAGGACUUUGUCUGGAGAAACAAAUGCCGCCAGGGAAAUCAAAAUAUAAAAUUGCUGAGUGGCAUGAUCAGAUAAUCAAGUGUUUCGAAACUGCUGGUGAUUUAACACUGGUCUAUUUGCAAGAGCAAGACAAAAUGACAAUUCAAAUGCAGAACGGUACAUCGACUAUCAGUAGUAUUAAUAACAUUGGGUCAUACUCGCCUCAACCCGUAAAUACCAUGAAAAAUGUGGGAUCAAUCCUGGAAACUGCUCUGCAAAGGGCCCCUUUCCUGCACCUUCAGGCUGGCAAAGCACAGCCAGCCAUUGAUCGUUACAGAGCUAUUUUAUCAGCGAUUGAAUCAACAGCAACUCAGGGAUUACGAUUGACAUUAACCAGACAAUUAGCAGAAGUUAUAUUGCGUAACAUGAGUGAGGCUGAGUAUAAAAAUCCUGGUGCACCACCUGAUACAUUUGGAACUGGACCCGUUAAUAGGAGAUUUAACAAUUAUGCGAUUACCAAUGGAGUCUCUGAAUCACCCUGGAAGCCAAAGAGAUACAAUGGGCCCAAUUUGUUUGUACCUCGCAAUGAAAAUGAGGAGAUUAUUCUUUUAUUGUUAAUUAGUGAAGCGAUGGCUGUCAGGGAGACUGUGCUGAGUCAAUCCCCUGAGUUUAAAGAGGCAAGAUUGAGGGCCUUUGAGAAUGUUACAGCUGUUUAUGAUCUCAUGACUGUUGUUGUUGUGCGAUGGAGUCAAGUGGAAUUGUUAUAUGAGUCGUUCGAGAGAGCAAUGAAAUUUUCUCACGAGGAAGUUCAUGUUUGGACGCAGUAUGCAUUAUGCUUAAUUCAUCUUGGGAGGUACACUCAUGCCUAUUCAGUUCUCCAAAUUGUUGCCAAACUUUCUCCCCAGAAAGUUAUGCCCUGUCUCUUAGCUGCAAGAUUAUGCUAUGAACACAUCAACAGGGUGAAGGAGGGCAUCGAAUGGUCGCAGAAAGCCCUUCAACGUGAGACCUCAAAUCCUCAGGGUUUACAGUCACGUUGUCACUUGUACAUUGGUCUUGGCCACAGCAUUAUUUCCGGAACCACAACUAUUAAACAGGAUAAGGUGCACCAUACCACGUUGGCACUGGAAUGCUUCCACAAAGCUCAACAGUGUGAUCCAAACGAUCACUUAGCCGAGUACUACCUGGCCCACGAGUACGCAAUCAAUAGACAAAUAAACGAAGCGAUGGUGCAUGUUAAAAUUUCCCUUAAUUUACGAGCCGAACAUAUUCCAUCUCUACAUUUAUUAGCAUUAUUGCUCUCAGCUCACAAACAAUACGCGGAUGCUCUGCAUCUUAUCAACAGUGUCCUUGAGGAAUAUCCAGACAAUUUGAAUUUUCUUUACGUAAAAGCCCACCUUGAAUUGCACAGUGUGGGUGGUGAGGAGGCACUUUUCACGAUUAAACACAUGUUGCAUCUGUGGAGAACCCUCUACGAGGAUCAAACUAAUAUCGAUUGCAAUGAACAGCAGAGCGAAAAAAGGAGCGAAACCAGGAGUGUAUUUCAGUUGUAUACAUCGGAAUUGAGUGACAAGGAUUCAAGCUCGUUACAUGCUCAAUCACUAGCAGCGUCAAGAAUUGAACAGGCAUUAUCAGAAGUUGCUUCAUCUCUGUCAUCUUUCACCCCAAAGCCCGGCCCUCAACGCGCUUGGCUACUACAAUUACAGAUUUGGCUUCUUCUAACUGAGGUUUUCCUCGUCCUAGAUCGUCCGGAAGGCGCCACACUAUCUCUACAAGAGGCGACCAAUAUUUUUCCCCUCAGCCACGAUAUAAUGUACACGAAGGGACUUUUACAUGAAUACAAAGCUGAAUAUGCUGAAGCGAAGCAGUGCUAUCAGAAUGCUGUGUCGAUUAAUCCCUCUCACAUAAAGAGUCUUCAACAUUUGGGAUUGGUUUAUCAUUAUCUGGGAUGCCAGAGACUUGCAGAAAAAACCCUACGUGACGCAGCGAAAAUUGACCCGAAUUCCCAUCAAACUUGGUAUAAUCUUGGUAAAGUAUUGGAAUCACUUGGGGAAAUGGAGACUGCCAAUGACUGUAUGGCAACUGCCCUGGAGGUUGAAAAUACGAAUCCAAUUUUGCCGAUUAUGUCCAUUCCAGUGACAUUCGAGUGAAGGAGAGAGGAGGGCAGGUGUGAAGUACUACGUGGCCUGUUUUCUUUGGCUAUGUGAGCCACAAUGGGCUAGGGAAAAAUGUCAAGACACAUUCCUGGGAGAUCAUGGAAUUAUGUAUAAAACAACACUUUUUGUCAUUGAUUAGAUUCACUAAUUUACGAGACACAGGUUAAAUCAAUAUCAGUGAAAGUCUUGGCGAUGUUGGAUAACAGAAAAUUAUUUUUGCAAAUCUCGAAAGGAUUUACAACAAAAAUCUCCAAUAUUUCUCACUGGAACCCCUAGAAUUUGUGACAUUUCGUAACGAACAUUUCGUCGACGUUCGUAGAACUAUAUUACGCUGAAUGGAAAAUUACGUUUGCACAGUAUAUCUACUUAUUACAAGUAAAUAUUUCUGAAUAUUAAUAUAGAAUAUUUAAUUUUUAUUUCAGUUACAUUGAGAAAAAAUUAUUUCUGCCAAAUAUUCAUUUAUUUGAGGGAAUUACUCAUUUCGUCUCCGAUCAAUUUAUACCUCGCAAUUAUUAUCAAGCUUGAGUUACGACAGUUAUAUUGCUCUAAAACAUCGUAAUGUUAGCCAUGACCUCGAGUGAAACGUAUCAACAAUUGUCGAUACCAUGAAAUUGAUGGAAAUUUUUCCACGUGGAUGAUUUAUCACAAAUUUAUCACAAAUUAUUUACCACAAAAACGUGAACACUUUUCUCAAGUAAAUCAAUAUGUGGCAGAAAGACUUUUUUCUCAGUAUCCAAAAAUGAGAGGAAUUCAUGAGAAUUCUCUAUUGAGAGUAAAAUAUCACAAAAUCUAUUUGACAGAUUCUAAAAUCUCGUAAAUUAUAAAAUUUCUGUUGGGCCAUUAGCUAAAAAAGAGGGCAGAAAAUGGCGGAUUAAAGAAAUACAGGAACAACAAUCAGUUCUGUUCAGGGAUAUUAUAUUUGAAAUAAAAUUUGUGUGCAGUCAAAGCCACAUGACAAAAUUCAUCGAAAUUCCGAGAAUAUCCCUGAACCUUUCGAAUGUACAGGAAAGAAAACAGUUCUAUUGACAGUAUUCCCGUAAGCCCAUCAAUUCCCAAAAUAUUCACAAGCCAAUUUACACUCCAUGAAAAAAUAAUCCCACUUUCUCUCUUUCUAAUUCGACUGAAACUCAAUAUUUAUCUCAUCCAUAUUAAUCCUUAGGGAGAGAAUAUGUAAAUUUUAAAUGGGGAAUGAAGGAUAAAUUUGGUGCCUAAACACCAAAUUAUUUCGAAACGGCGCUCCCAUGCCGGCAUAGGAGUAACUGCUCCCUCAUUCAUCCUCCCCUCAAUGUCAACAUAGUUAUUGAAUUAUUACUAAAUGUAUAUUUGAUGAUCAUGAUGAUUCAACAAAAAACGACGAACAUUUAUUGUAUCAGUAGACCUGCAUGUUCAUGAAGUAUUCGAUACAUAAACAAAAUUACUGAACAAUAAAUUACUGCUGAAUAGAAAAAAAAAGAUGAUAAAUAUUUUAAAAAAUCUAAAACUGUAUAAAAUAGAUUUAUUCUGUAUUUUAAAAAAUGGUGUAAAGAGUUUAAUAAAAGUUAUCAUUUCAAGUGUAUCAAAGAA
Messenger RNA from Diachasmimorpha longicaudata, 4329 nucleotides. It is a transcript of the gene Ttc7, whose product is annotated as tetratricopeptide repeat protein 7B. The record is from RefSeq and is a predicted model, not a curated record. Gene Ontology annotation, biological process: protein localization to plasma membrane; phosphatidylinositol phosphate biosynthetic process. Gene Ontology annotation, cellular component: plasma membrane. The transcript is spliced from 14 exons. NCBI's taxonomy places the organism in Eukaryota, Metazoa, Arthropoda, Insecta, Hymenoptera, Braconidae. Bases 193 to 2760 code for a protein of 855 amino acids. Gene Ontology annotation, molecular function: protein binding.